This is a messenger RNA of Rotaria socialis, 1290 nucleotides long. NCBI's taxonomy places the organism in Eukaryota, Metazoa, Rotifera, Eurotatoria, Philodinida, Philodinidae. The record is from the annotation of a GenBank genome assembly.
AUGACAAAGAAAGGUGCGUCAGCAGCCUCGUUGUCGUCGGACGCAUUGGAUAAUGGUGUAGGCGUAGGCCGUUUUGUAUGUUCGAUGUGUGCGAAAGUCUACCGAUCUGGUGCUGGAUUACGUUAUCAUAAACGAAAAAGACAUCGAGGCAUGGUCGAACCAACGGCGCUCCAUCGAGUCAAGUGCCAGGAGCCUGACUGUACAUAUCAGAUGUUAGCUAUCUCUGAUCUUCGAAAUCAUCUAGCGAAUCAUCAUCAAAAACCAGAGUACAAAUGUACCGAAGAAAAAAAAUUCAUAAGUGUUGCAGAUUUCACUGAUUGGAAAUCAACCUUUGAAAGUCGUACCGGAUCAAAAUAUGUUAAAAAUUGUGGUGCCAAAGGCAAAUCAGAUAAUCAAACAACCGAAUAUUACUAUUGUAAUCGUACUGGACCGUAUAAAACAGUUGGUCAAGGUUUACGUCGUAGCAAAGCUCAAGGUGCAUUACGCUGUGGUAUUCAUUGUACAUCGUCUAUGAAAGUUGAAAUACAAAAUGAUGAACACAUUACUGUUCAAUAUUAUCCAGCUCAUUAUGGACAUUCACAUUUGCCAGCUUCCGAUGAACCAUACAUAUCCGAAAAUAGUAUGACUAUUGGUGGUAUAAAUGGAAGUUCAUCGUCAACAACUAUGAUGAAUGGUCAUCAUCAACAGCAACAGCAACAACAACAAGAAAAUGGACAUAAUCUAUUAUCAAAUUAUCCAUCACAGAGUGGUGAUCGUUCUUCCUCAUCAUCACCUGGCUCGUCGUCGACCAGUCCAUCAGGUGGUUCAAAUUCAAAUUCGAAUCAUCCAACGCCAUCGUCAUCGUCAUCAUUAUUGAUGUCUACAGAACGACAAUCAAUGACGACAUCAAAUUCAUUGAUAAAAAACGUUAACAAUACGUAUAAUAAUCAUAAUUCACUACAAAAUCAUAUGUCACAUUGUAUUAUAAUAUCACCAUCGUUUAUACUUGAAGAAAAUGUUUCAUCACAUUCCAAUCAUCAUUCAACGCCGGUGCUUGUUGUCCAACAACAACAACAACAACAACAACAACAACAACAAACGAAUAAUCAUUUAUCAUCCACAACUGCUAUUGUUACUCCGACAACAAAUUUAGCAGUUAAAAAAGAAAAAUGUGUAUCAGAUAUAAUGCGUGAAGCAUUUCAACUUUUAUCUUAUUGGCCAUUAGAUCAUCAUCAUGGUCUUGUUACUACAGAGAAUGAACAACAGAUUCAUCAUUCUCAUAUUAAUAUGGAUGAACAUCUUAUGUUCUAA